GUUCCCUCCUCUCCUCCUCUUCCUCCUCUUCCUCCUCUCCUCCUCCUGCUCGGACGGACACGCGCAGCCAUGGAGCGCCGUUAGCAGCGCGUCCACGCGGAGCGGAGCUGCACGGGACGGACCGACGCACCGCGGCUGAGCGGAGACCGGAGGAUCCACGGCAGCCUGUGGGACCCGGCGGGACGUCGUCCUCCGUCAGUGCGUCCUCUGGACGGGACGGCAGACAUGCUGAACCCGAUGUCCCGGACCCGGAGCCCGACGUCCAGCGAGGACGAGACGGUCCAGAGUUUCUCCGAGUCCUCGGAGGACGGCGGCGGCUCGGACAGCUCCAGAGAGGAGACGGUCUACGAGACUAUCGGGGCUACGGCCGGGCCCGCGCACGGCCACGUGCACGCCCACCCACUGGUGGUCCGGGUCCUGAUCCCCGACCUGCAGCAGACGAAGUGCAUGCGGUUGGACCUGGACUGGACGGUGUGGACGGCGAAGCAGCGGGUCCUGUGUUCUCUGAACCAGAGCCUGAAGGACGUCCUCAACUAUGGACUCUUCCAGCCAGCGAGAGACGGCAGGGACGGCAAGUUCCUGGACGAGGGACGGACGCUCCGGGAGUACCCUCAGCCAAUCAGCAAGGGCGUCCCGGUUCUGGAGUUCCGCUACAAGAGUCGAGUCUACCGGCAGCAGAACCUGGACCAGAAGCAGAUCUCCAAGAUCCACACCAAGGCGAACCUGCGGAGGUUCCUGGACCUGGUUCAGCACAAUCAGGCCGACAAAGUAGCAAAGAUGCUGGAGAGAGGCUUCGACCCGAACUACCAGGACCAGGAGACUGGAGAGUGUCCUCUGACUCUGGCGGCUCACCUGGAGAACGCGGCAGAACUGAUCCAGGUCCUGAAGAACGGAGGAGCUCAUCUGGACUUCAGAGCCCGAGACGGACUGACGGCUCUGCAUAGAGCGGCCCGGGACCGGAACCAGCAGGUCCUGAAGACCCUGCUGGACCUGGGGGCGUCCCCGGACUACAGGGACCGGCGGGGCCUGACCCCCCUGUACCACAGCGUCCUGGUGGGAGGAGAGCCGGCCUGCUGCGAGCUGCUGCUCCAGAACCGGGCCGGGGUCUGCUGCCAGGACGAGAACGGCUGGCAGGGCGCGCACCAGGCCUGUCGUCACGGUCACGUGCAGCAUCUGGAACAUCUGCUGUUCUACGGAGCCGACAUGAGCGCCCAGAACGCCUCGGGGAACACGGCGCUGCACGUCUGCGCCCUGUACAACCAGGACAGCUGUGCCAGAGUCCUGCUAGUCCGCGGAGCCGACAAGGAAGUGAAGAACUUCAACAGCCAGAGUCCGUUCCAGGUCGCCAUCAUCGCUGGGAACUUUGAGCUCGCAGAACUCAUCAAGAACCAUAAAGAGUCUGACAUUGUGCCUUUCCGGGAAGCCCCCGCCUACUCCAAGCGGCGCCGGGGCCCGUCCCCGUCCCCGUCCCCGUCCUCGCUGUCGGCGCCGCGGCUGCUGCUGCGCUCCAACAGCGACAACAACCUGACGGCCGGCGCCUUCCGGCAGCAGCAGCAGGGCUCCGCCCCCCGCCCCCACCCGGCCCGGGGGCCGCCGGGCGCCUCGGCGUCGCACCGCAGCACGUCCCCCCAGAUGCCCAGCGGCAGCCCCAAUGGCAACGUGGUGGUCCGGACCAUGGGGAGGGGGGCCAGGAGCCGCUCGCCCUCCCUCAGCCGGCUGGGGGACGACGCCCGGCGGGCCGCGCCCCCCCAGCGCCAGGCCAGUCCCAGCGGCCCCGGCGAGGCGCUGGGCCCCCGGAGGAAGCUGUACAGCGCCGUCCCCGGGAGACACUUCGUGGCGGUCCGGCCCUUCUCCCCGCAGGCCGACGGCGAGAUCCGCCUCUACAAGGGCGACAGGGUCAAAGUCCUGAGCGUGGGGGAGGGGGGCUUCUGGGAGGGCAGCGCCCGGGGCCAGGUGGGCUGGUUCCCCGCAGACUGUGUGGACGAGGUCCCGGCCAAGACCGCCGAGGAGCGCAGCUACUCCCGGGCCGACCGCAGGAAGCUGUUCAGACAUUAUACGGUGGGCUCCUACGACAGCUUCGACGCCUCCAGCGACUGCGUGGUGGACGAGAAGACGGUGCUGCUGCACAAGAAGGACAGCGAGGGCUUCGGCUUCGUGCUGCGGGGGGCCAAAGCGGACACCCCCAUCGAGGAGUUCACCCCCACCCCGGCGUUCCCCGCCCUGCAGUACCUGGAUCCUGUGGAUGAGGGGGGCGUGGCAUGGCAGGCGGGGCUUCGAACCGGCGACUUCCUCAUCGAGGUGAACCAGGAGAACGUGGUGAAGGUGGGCCACCGGCAGGUGGUCAACAUGAUCCGCCAGGGGGGGAACCGGCUCCUGAUCAAGGUGGUGACGGUGAGCCGGAACCUGGACCCCGAAGACACGGCGCGCAAGAAAGCUCCCCCUCCCCCGAAGAGAGCCCCAACCACCGCUCUGUCCAUGCGGUCCAAGUCCAUGACGUCAGAGCUGGAGGAGCUAGUGGAUAAAGAGGAGAUGACGCUCGCCCAGAAGGCCACGCCCAUCGACAUGAAGAUCGCCACCAUCAAGCCCCGCCCCUCCAGCCGCUGCCUGGCGUCGCCGGCGGAGCUCAACUCCCUGUGUCAGGACCGCCAGGGAGUCGCCGUGGUCCCGCCCACCGUCCCCGGGGCCUUCCUGGGGCUGCCCGAGAAGAGUGCCAUGAAGAAACAGAAGUCUAUCGAGGACGACAAACACGGGUUCCUCACGCCGCCGCUGCUCAAGUUCUCGCGCAGUCUGUCCAUGCCGGACACGUCGGAGGACAUCCCCCCUCCCCCGGCCAUCUCGCCGCCCUCACCCCCGGCCUACAACUCUGCCGCGGGCGCCCCGGCCAAAGGCUACGGCGCCGGCCGGCCGGGCUUCGCCCACAACUCCCCCAACGCCGUGACGACGGUGGGCCGGGCCGCCGACGCCGCCACGCUGCGGCGCGGCUACUUCCGGCAGAGCUCGGAGCAGUUUGAGAGCUCGCGCGGCCGCGGGCGCACGCCGGUCCCCGAGAACCCGUACUCCGAGGUGGGCAACAAGACGCUGUACGUCCCCGCCAAGCCGGCGCGCAGGAAGGGGAUGCUGGUGAAGCAGUCCAAUGUAGAGGACAGCCCCGAGAAGACGGGCCCGUCUGGACCCGUCGCCGCGACGACCGCGCCGGCGGAGCGCACCUGCUCGUCCAUCCCUAUCCCCACCAUCAUCGUCAAGGAGCCGUCCACCAGCAGCAGCGGCAAGAGCAGCCAGGGCAGCAGCAUGGAGAUCGAGCCCGGCACGCCCGAGCACCCGCCGCUGGCGCCCGGCGCCGCCGGCCUGCGCCCGGACGACCCGCUGGCGCUCAGCAACCCGUUCGCGGCGGCCAUCGCCGGGGCGGUGCGCGACCGCGAGAAGAGGCUGGAGGCCAAGAAGAACUCCGUGGCCUUCCAGUCCGUCGACAUCGGCGACGACGAGCCGGGCGGUCCGGCGCCGGCCCCCCGCCUGCGCCAGUCCAGGUCCAUCGACGAGGGCAUGUUCGGCGACGAGCGCCUGCGGCGGAUCCUGGGCCCCCCCUCCACCGCGCAGCUGGGGCCGCCGGUCGGCGGCGGCAGCGGAAACAUGACGGACUUCAACACCCCUGAGCCCACGGUGGUGCGCGAGCCGCUCAGCACCAGAACUGGCCAGUGCCAGAACCUGGACAGCCCGGUCAGCCUGCCGGCCACGCCCCCCAAGACCCACUACCGCGCCAACGGGACCUACCUCCACCCGGUCACCGGGAAGCCCCUGGACCCCAACUCCCCGCUGGCGCUGGCCCUGGCAGCCCGAGACCGCGCCAUGAAGGACCAGCAGAACCACCCCCAGAACCAGACCGCCGGCCCCCCCCAGGUCCCGCCGGCCCCCCAGCAGGACGCCCAGUCCCUGCCGGUCCAGCAGAGCCACAAGCCGGACCUGAACCAGCCGCUGUUCAUCGACACCAAGCUGCGGUCCGGCCUGGAGGCCAGCUUCGCCACCGUCUCCACGGCGACCGUGGGGCGCCCGGGGCGCGGCGCCCUCCGCAGGCAGGCCACGGAGCAGAAGCAGGAAGCGGACGGAGCGCGGGAGGAGCGGCGCCACCCGCCGGCGGAGCAGCGGCAGAGCGCGCCGGCCGGCGUGGAGGCGGGGCUUCUGAUGGUCCACACCAGCACUGGCCCGGAGGGGGAGGGGCCGGACAGCAACCGGCCGGCGGAGCUGAGGGACCCCAACCAGCCGGAAGCCGUCCGCCCGCAGGGCCGCGCCCCCCGCCGGAGGAGCGUCCCUCUGGGCGAGUCGCUGGACGAGCCGGUCAGGCUGCCGUUCCGCAUCCCGCCGCCCCCGCUGGCGUCGGUGGACAUCGACGAGGAUUUUGAGUUCUCGGAGCCCCUCCCCCCCCCGCUGGAGUUCGCCAACAGCGUGGACAUCCCGGACGAGCAGGCGGGCGCCAUCGCCGAGAUGCUGCAGCAGCAGCGGCGCAACGGCGGGCCGGCGCCGCCGCCGUACCACCCGCACGCCCCCCCGCCGGUGGGCGACCCGCACCGGCGGGCGGCCGGCGGUGCCCCGCCCCCUGACCCCGAGGCGGGGGUGGGCGACUCGGGCAUCGAGGAGGCGGACCCGCAGCACACCGAGACCACCAGCACCGUGUCCAGCAUCUCCACGCUGUCGUCGGAGGGCGGCUUCUGCGAAAGCGCCCUGGAGACCCUGUACGCCGCCGCCGACGGCCACGCCUUCCUGGCCGACCGGCCGCCGGUGCCGCCCAAGCCCAAGAGCAAGGCGGCGAUGGGCCGGACGCCGCUGUACCACGACACGCUGCCCGAGGAGCCGCCGGAGUCCUACGGGUCGCCCCCUCAGGCCCCGCCCCCGGCCCCGCCCCCGGCACCGUCCGACCCCCCGAGGACCCCCACCCAGAGGACGUCCCGGCUGUGGGGGGACCCGGACCCGGUCCCCGAGCCGCCCGAGUCCAAGACCGCCGUGAUCAGCGAGCUGAGCUGCAUCCUGCAGCACCUGGGCCGGGACCGGGACCGGCCCGGCCCGGACUCCCCCACCGGGCCCCGGGGGGGCUUCGGCACCAGACCUCCCACUGAUGACUCAGGAAUGCGCCCCGCGGCGGCGGCGGUGGCCCCACCCUCCACGCCGCCCGGCAGCCUGCCAUCCCAGACGCUCCCCUGCAGCCCGCCGGACUCCGCCUGCUCCUCGCUGCCCCCCCCGGCGUCCCCUGCCCUGUCGGACGUGUUCGGCCUGCCCACGCCGCCCCUGGGCGGCGGCGGCGGCUACAGCCUGAGCUCCUCGUGCGGCAGCGGCGGCGGCGCCGGCUCCCGCUCGCCCUCGCCGCUCACGCUGAUGCAGGCGGUGGCGGCGUCCGGCAAGCCGUUCGCCGCCAAGCCGGUGGAGCUGUGGAGCAAGCACGACGUGGCGGACUGGCUGGACAGCCUGCACCUGGGCGAGCACCGCCACGCCUUCCUGGACAACGAGAUCGAGGGCGCGCACCUGCCGUCGCUGCAGAAGGACGACCUCAUCGACCUGGGCGUCACCCGGGUGGGCCACCGCAUGAACAUCGAGCGCGCCCUCAAGCUGCUGCAGGACAGAUAGGCCCCGCCCCCUAACUCCCAGAGGAUCCUGGGAGAUUGUGAGGAUGCUGGUGGAACGUGACGUCGCUCCUCUUCCUCCUCCGCCUCCUCUUCCUCCGGAACACUGAAGACUUUUUCCAGACGCCACACACCAGCUGAGCUGGUCGUCGCUCCUUUUCUAUCUUUGCUAGAUUUGUUCAGAGAAUAUUUCUUCACUAGAUUUCCACCGGAGUUCGAAUCCCGACGGCGGAGAUAAAAAAACAGAUAGAUUCCAUUUUUCUUUUUUUUGUUGGUUUCUCUUUUUUUCUUUUUCACCUGUUUGUGUCAAAAUAAGAACCUUAGCUGACGUGUUUGAACUGAAACACACGCGCACACACACACACACACACACACACUGCACACCCUGAGCACACACACACACACACACACACACACACACACACACACACACUGCACACCCUGAGCACACACACGCACAAACACACAUACAUUCCCAUUGUUGUGAUUGCCUUCAGAGUGUGACACCGGCUGUCUGCCAGAGGAGGCGCUGCCGAGCGCCAGACAAGUGUGUGUGUGUGUGUGUGUGUGUGUGUGUGUGUUUGCGCGUGUGUGUGGCCUCACUUCCUCCUCACAGAGUAGAGAACUAGAACUGUUACUUUAGUCGGACCCUCUUCCACCUCACGUAUGAAAUCUAAUGCUAAUGCUAAUGCUAGUCCGGCACCCGUGUGUAAAGUGGUAGAAGAUGAGAGAAUCACAUGGUUUCCAGGAAACAGGCAUUGUGGGAAAUCUCCCCUCAGGCUUUUUUUCGGGAUCACUCCGUUAGCUUUCAGGAGCUAAAGCAGAGCAGAUUUGUACGAAUCGCAAUAAUUUUUAUCUUUCGCCGCAUUUUCACCCAUCAGUACCCGAUACGCCCCGAUCGCACAGCGAGAGCAGCACUAGCAUCUGUUAGCAUCCGCUAUAUCAGUUAGCAUCUGUUAGCAUCUGCUACCACCUCUUAGUAUCUAUUAGUAUCUGCUACCCUCUGUUAGCAUGUUACCAUCCGCUACCAUCUGUUCAUAUCUGUUAACAUCCAUUAGCAUCUGUUACCGUCUCUUAGCAUCUGUUAGCAUGUUACCAUCCGCUACCAUCUGUUAGUAUCUGUUAGCAUAUAUUAGCAUCUGCUACCAUCUGUUAGUAUCUGUUAGCAUCUAUUAGCAUGUUCUACCAUCUGUUAGCAUGUUACCAUCUGUAAGCAUCUGUUAGCAUCUGUUAACUUUUGCCUGCAUUAGCGCUAACAUGAGAUGCUAAGUUUUGCUAGCAUUAGAGCUAACAUCAGAUGCUAAAUUUUGCUGGCUAUAGAGCUAACAUCAGAUGCUAACUUUUUCUGGUGCUAGAGCCAACAUCAGAUGCUAACUUUUGCUGGUGUUAGCACUAACAUGAGAUGCUAACUCCAGAAGCUCACCUUCCCUUCCCAGAUCAUAAAGAACGUGGUUCUCCUUUAGCUAGCGGGACGUAGCUCACCGUUAGCAUGAACGAAGGAAGAUCAAACUCAGGAACUCAUUUCAUGUUCUCAGAAGAACCAGAGGGAGAGGAUGAGAGAACCACGCUAAUACCGACAGCUCGCAGUCGCUAUGCUAAGCUACGCUAAUGGAGUCUGACAUGAGUGAUCCAGAAAAGCAGGAGAACCCGGAACCCGCAAUGUUCCCAGACUGUUUGAGUGUUAAAAUCCCCUCAGAACCUUGUUUCCCCUUCGUUUAGCUUUUCACCAUUUUAAAUACGCUAAAGUUGUUAGCAGUGGAAUAUUUACAAAGUCGAACAUGUAGAUUAUAUCGAGAGUAAAAACUGUUUUCACAGAGAAGAGAUAUUUUUAUUUCGCGAAGUGACUACCUGAACGUUUUCUACACUAAGAGAAGAGAGUCGUAUAUCAGGCCAGUUAGCGCCAUGCUAACUGGAGCUAACUGCCUCAGACCAGAGCUCGGUGGAUUCUGGGUCCAGAAACGUGAGCCGGGACUGCGGACUGGACCAGGACCGCGAAUCCCACGGUCCGGGUCCAGGAGAGGUCUGUCGCAGGUCUGCAGGAAAAACCAGGAAGCAAGUCUGACCUCUGAACUUCCUCCGGUCUGGAUGCUAGCAGCAGCUCACUGCGCCGCCUUGUGGCGCAACGAGGAAUUUUAUUGUUUAUUCCAUUAAGAAAUACGAAAUGUGGAGAAAAAUCCCCAAACAGAGUCCGAGGCACUCUGCAGGAUGACCUCCCCGAUGAACGGAUUACUUGAUUCACUCUUUAGUCCCUUUUCAGCCUCAGCAGCGCUAACUGCAGACACAGGCUAAUGCUAAUGAGGCUAAUGCUAACCACUGUUGCUGUCUCUGAGUUAGCUCAUCGAAGCGCCCCUCCUGCAGCGAUCUGGAGUUUAAUAGAAUAGUAACAGUCGAUCUUCACUGGAGACCACUGGAUUAAUGCUAAAUCUAAUGCUAAUGCUAAAGCUAAUGGUUCCAGUCCUGACGCCGUGGUUCAGGACCAGAGCUGGAGUCCAGACGGAGGGUUCUCCUCUUCCUGCAGCUCCAGUCCGGGACCGGACCCGGGUGGACCCGGGUGGAGGGGUUCUGCCGGGUCUCGGUCUGGAGCUGCUCGGACGAAUCGUGUAAAUAAGAGUUUAGCAGAUGGAUGCUGGGAUUCUAUGUAUAGCUAUGAAAUACGUUCUAUGGAGGCGGAGCUAUAGUAGUCGGACCUGACCUGAUGUGCCCCGGCCCCGCCCCCGGCCCUGCCCCCACCCCGCCCUGUAGAGAAUGCCUUAAACAUCUCCACCCCCACCCCCCCACCUCCGCCCUCCUGAAGCCCUUCACACCGUUGUCAUGGAAACGCAGCGUUCUCCUGGUGGUUUGUUCUCUGCGGCGCCGCCCGCUGGCCCCGCAGGAGAACUGCACCGGGUUCCAACCAGAGCGUCGCCAUGGAAACGGGUUUCAUUAGAAACAUAGGUCUGUGGAAACAACAAAACUGAGUGGAUCCUGAGCCGAACCGAGCCGAUCCAAACUGAGCCGAACUGAGCGCGAACCGAAUCGAGCUGAGCCGAGCUGAUCCAAACCGAACCGAGCUGAUCCGAACUGAGCCGAACCGAAUCGAGCUGAGCCGAGCUGAUCCGAACCAAACCGAACCGAACUGAGCCGAACCGAAUCGAGCUGAGCCGAGCUGAUCCGAACCGAACCGAGCUGAUCCGAACUGAGCCGAACCGAAUCAAGCUGAGCCGAGCCGAGCCAAGCCAAACCGAGCGUGGCAUUCUAGAGGGUUCUAGAGCGUUAUAUUAAAUCGAAUUGAAACUGAAAGUCCUUUAUUUGUCCCGCAGGGGGCGCUGCAGAGCUGCAGCAGCACCGAGAAAAGAAAUAGAGCAGAAUGUAGAAAUGUAGAAAAGCACAAAUCAGUGUAGUUUAAAUGUGAACUUCAGACAGACGGAACUGAAAACCCGAUACCAGCUGACACCCGGACGGAGUUUGAUUUAAAAGUGGAUGAAGACACACGCGUCUAAUGUCAUAGAGAAAAGUGAGGAACAGAAACGUGUUCCUGGGAGCCGACAGGACGUUUCCACAGGAAGAGAUUAAGACUGGCGUUGUUGACGUUCUAGAGGUUCUAGAAGGUUCUGUCAGCUCUGGCACAGUGUGAGCUGCAACUGGGUGGAGGAAGCCGGACGCUCUGCCCUGUGCGCUCCAGACCCCCCCUCACCCCCCACCCCCCACAUCCCCUCAGACCUGUCCUCAGACCCCUCCAGACCCCUGCAGACCCCUUCAGACCACCCAGACCCCCUCAGACCCCCCCCUUCCUGUGAGUCCAGCAGGAGCAGCAGAGCUCCGCCUGCUGUGCCCCCCCCCCCCCGGCUGCCGUCCUCCAUCCCUCCGUUUCUUUCUGUUCCUUCUCUUUCAGUUCUUCGUGGGCGGAGCCUCUUCAGCCUUUCAUAGAUUCUAAGGCGUUUCGGGGGAUUGUGGGAAAAUGUUCCUGUUUUCUAUGUUGCUGUAAUUUUGUGCUGCUCGAUCAUUUUAGAGUCGAAUUAAUUAACCGAAACGAAAAGAGAGACAAGUUUCCCUGUAACCGACCCCCGACCCCCGACCCCCGACCCCUGACACCACACCGACUUCUUGUAUGGCAACCAAAAUUCACUGUAAGAAAUAAAUAUAAUAUUGCACUA
Molecule: messenger RNA, 9739 nt
Organism: Salarias fasciatus (jewelled blenny)
Lineage: Eukaryota; Metazoa; Chordata; Actinopteri; Blenniiformes; Blenniidae
Gene: shank2b
Product: SH3 and multiple ankyrin repeat domains 2b
Exons: 25
Coding region: 226-5610 (1794 amino acids)
Cellular component (GO): postsynaptic membrane; dendritic spine; postsynaptic density
Molecular function (GO): ionotropic glutamate receptor binding; synaptic receptor adaptor activity
Source: RefSeq, a predicted model, not a curated record